AUGGACGAAGACAUCCAAAGCAGUGUGCUGGAGCUGACGGGGGCCAACGUGUCCACCUCCUACAUCUCCUGCCCCGCCGACCCAUCAAAGGCACUGGGCAUUAAGCACCCCUUCCUGGUGCUCGUGGUCAAGAACCUGCACCAGUACUUCACCUUCGAGGUCCAGGUUCUGGACGACAAGAACGUGAAGCGCAGGUUCCGUGCCUCAAAUUACCAGUCCACCACCCGGCUCCAGCCCUUCAUCUGCACCAUGCCCAUGACCCUGGAUGACGACUGGAACCAGAUCCAGUUCAACCUGGCCGACUUUGUCAAGAGGGCAUACGGCACUAGCUAUGUGGAGACGCUGCGCCUCCAGAUCCACGCCAACUGCCGUUUGAGGCGCGUGUACUUUGCCGACAAGCUGUACCCCGAGUCGGAGUUGCCCGCCGACUUCAAGCUCUUCCUCCCUGUCCAACGGACGGCGACGCUCGCCUCGGGAGCCGGCCACCCCGUGGCAGAUCCCGCGCAGAUGGGCGGUGGCGCUGCGGUGGACGAGGCAUGGGACGCAGACCAAUCACCAAUGCCUCAAGAACCGUGA
This is a messenger RNA of Auxenochlorella protothecoides, 576 nucleotides long. RefSeq names its product UPF0468 protein C16orf80-like protein. The transcript has 4 exons. Gene Ontology annotation, cellular component: ciliary basal body; motile cilium. Gene Ontology annotation, biological process: positive regulation of cell motility; regulation of cilium beat frequency involved in ciliary motility; cilium assembly. The coding region runs from base 1 to 576 and encodes 191 amino acids. The record is from RefSeq and is a predicted model, not a curated record. Lineage: Eukaryota; Viridiplantae; Chlorophyta; Trebouxiophyceae; Chlorellales; Chlorellaceae.